Molecule: messenger RNA, 1408 nt
Organism: Orbicella faveolata
Lineage: Eukaryota; Metazoa; Cnidaria; Anthozoa; Scleractinia; Merulinidae
Source: RefSeq, a predicted model, not a curated record
AUACUAUAGGUGAAUAAAACGGACGAUUAGUAUUAAAGUAUGUUACUUUGUUGUGUUUUUCAUGAAGGACUUUGUAGACAUUUUCAUGUUAGCGGGCGGAAUCAAGAACAUAAAUGACCCUGAUCAACAAACGUUUAUCAAGAGCAUCGACUUCUUGAAGGAAUGGCCUGUAGAGUUAAUGGCCAAUAAUCCCAAAAAAUGUCUUUUCCAUUUUUUCAGAAGCGGAUCUGUUCUUGUAAGAGACAGCAAUCAUUCAGACUGGAUUUACAUCAUAAAAUCGGGGAGUUGCCAAGUCCUUAAAAAGCUGAGAGAAGUGAGAUGCUGCCUUACUCAACAUAACGACAGGGUUGUAGGAUUUGAAAACGUAAAAAGCCAGGUUCCCAAAGCCUCAUCACGUGACAGACUGGAGCGAGUGAAGGCAAAGUUGUCAGUUGUGACGCUUUUAUUACCCAAGCUGCACCUCAGGCCUGGUCUGAUAACACAUGAAAGCGACAAUGACGAUGAUGCUGGAACCGAGGCAAAAACCGCUGACGCCAUCGACGAAGUAGCCGCUGCCCAGAAAAUAUUUAAAACAAGUAUUGAUAACAGCAGCCAAGGUUCCCCCGAAGAAAAGUCGAUCAAGUCGGUCGGUUUUCGGGCGGCUACACCGCCGCACGGAAGGCGAAAGGGAGUUGUAAGCGCCCCGGAACCAUCAACGAGGAUUCCUACUGACGAACAGUCAAACAAUCUAAAACACAGGUUGGACUCAAGGAGAAAGCUUUCGAGUGAACCUGGUCUGAUCAGCAUAACUCGUGAAGAGAACGCGGUUGAAGAGGAGCAGUUAAGAAAAUUGUCAAGCUCUGAACUUCCUCGGCGAUUGAAAAAAAGAAUGACGGGCAAUAGCAACUUGCCUUUACCUACUGUGGAAGAGGAAACCAAGUCUUCAUCACCGACCUUAACUCCACCGCGUCAACGAUUCAGCUCUUUGAAUGCAGAUUCUGUAGAACACGACCAGAGGACUAGUAGGUCCAAUUCAAACACUCGGCCCAGGAGCCAGUCUCCCGCUUCGAGGCGCACAAGCAGAGUGAGAAAAUCUACUGUGACUCCCCCUGCAGAGGACUUAUCUGAAGAGGAAAAGAAUCUACCACUACACAAGAUUUCUGUUAUUGACGAGGGCGAACAAAGGCCGACCGAAGUUCGCAUCACAGACGCUGAUUUACAUCCCAUGUUCGUGCAAGUUGCCCUUCUUCAAAAAGGAGACAGUUUUGGAGUGUCCUCUAUGGUAUUCGACGAACAGCCAAGUCUCAGCCUGGUUAGUAUUGCGCAUGAAUGCAUGUAUGUCAAGACUUACCUGAGCCCGAGAGCACGAAGUAGAAAGCCUGCGGUAUAUGACCUUGUCUUAGGAUUGCCCGCUUGGUUUGAUGUCUGA